AUGGAAAAAGAGCAGUAUAGAUCUGUGAUUCGAUUUCUUUUUUUGGAUGGGAAAACGUGUGAAGAAAUCAAAAUCAAGUUGCAGGUAGUUUAUAAGGACCAAGCACCUUCGAUGACUACCAUCAGAUAUUGGUUCAACGAAUUCAAAAGUGGCAGAACAUCGGUUUUGGAUGAAGAGCGCCCAGGUCGUCCGAUUAAAGUAACUACUGAGGAAAUGGUCAACAAAAUCCACGAUAUUGUCUUAGCAGACCAUCGGGUGAAGAUCAGAGAGAUUGCUGAGAUUGCAAACAUCUCAACCGAACGUGUGCACAACAUUCUUCGAGAAAAACUGGGCAUGAGAAAGCUAUCGGCACGAUGGGUGCCGCGUUUGCUCACAGUGGAGCAAAAACAAAAUUGCGUUACAACUUCGGAACAUUGCUUCAAUAUGUUUAAGCACAAUUCGAAGGAGUUUCGAAGGCAGACCAAAGAACAGUCAAAACAAGGGACUCUACCCGGCGAACGUGCUCCAAAGAAAGCGAAAACGGUUUCUUCGGCCGGAAAAGUUAUGGAUACUGUUUUUUGGGAUUCGCAUGGCAUCAUUUUCAUAGACCAUUUGUAA
Messenger RNA from Zophobas morio, 597 nucleotides. Its product is annotated as protein GVQW3-like. NCBI's taxonomy places the organism in Eukaryota, Metazoa, Arthropoda, Insecta, Coleoptera, Tenebrionidae. The record is from RefSeq and is a predicted model, not a curated record. The coding region runs from base 1 to 597 and encodes 198 amino acids. The transcript has 2 exons. Gene Ontology annotation, molecular function: nucleic acid binding.